Messenger RNA from Gasterosteus aculeatus aculeatus (three-spined stickleback), 4981 nucleotides. It is a transcript of the gene pcdh20l, whose product is annotated as protocadherin 20-like. Gene Ontology annotation, cellular component: plasma membrane. Lineage: Eukaryota; Metazoa; Chordata; Actinopteri; Perciformes; Gasterosteidae. The record is from RefSeq and is a predicted model, not a curated record. Gene Ontology annotation, biological process: homophilic cell-cell adhesion. Gene Ontology annotation, molecular function: calcium ion binding.
UGUGUGUGUGUGUGUGUGUGUGUGUGUGUGUGUGUGUGUGUGUGUGUGUGUGUGUGUGUGUGUGUGUGGAAAACUGUUGUUGCUCUGACUUCUCCCGUGUCAGUCGGACAGGUUGUGUAAGUGUUGUAGGAGGAGCGUGUAAUGAAUCAGGCCUUCAGCUGUGCAGGUUUAGGUUGCUGCCUUCGUCCUCGACAUUCACUCACUGCCGGUGGGUCUUGGGUAACAUGUGUGAGGACGAUGGGCCUGGAUAAUAUGAACUGGGCUGGACUAUUGCAGAGUCUUCUGCUUGUGAUCCAUCUGCAGCAGGUCAUAUGUGGCUCGGUCCGAUUCUCUGUCCCAGAGGAGAAGGAGCCCGGAUUUCUUGCAGGUUCACUUAGCAAAUACUUUCCCCCUCCUUACCAACUCCUGACCCAGGAGUAUUUGUGGCUGGACAAAAACACAGGGAAUUUCUAUACCACUGAGCAAAAGAUGAAUCGUGAGGCCCUCUGCCCCAAGGACACAAAAGCUGAGGAAUGUAUUAUUUUACACACUGCCGUCAUUGGGCCCUCAGGAGACCUCGUACAGUUUCCUGUGAUCAUAGAGGACAUCAAUGACAAUGCACCUCAUUUUGAGAACAGUGAAAUACACCUCAGGGUGUCUGAGGACACAAGAGUGGGGACCAGUUUCUUACUAGACGACCAGGCUCAGGACAUGGAUGCUGGACAAAACGGCGAGCUGCGUUACCGCCUAGAAGAUUCUGAUGGAGUUUUCAGUUUGAAAGUGGAAGACGACGGGCCUGUCAUCAUGCUGGUCGUGAAAACAGCUCUGGACAGGGAGACCAGGGACACAUAUCUCAUGGCACUGGUGGCCACCGACCGUGGCUCAGAGCCUUUGAGUGCCAUGGCAACUUUAAUAGUCACAGUGACAGAUGUUAAUGACCACUGUCCAAGCUUUGGCACAGAGAGCCCCCCCAAUGUCACCAUCCCAGGAGACUCCACGAAGAACUCACUGGUUGCUCGGGUCAGAGCCACAGACAGAGAUUCGGCACCGAAUGCCGGCAUAGUCUACUCCCUCAGUUCCAAAGUCUCAGAGCGGGUCAAGAAGCUCUUUAGCCUCGACAGCCUCACUGGGUACAUCAGACUCGCACAGGACCUCCAGAACGACGACUCCGAGGUGCUGCAGUUGAACGUGUUAGCUAGCGGCCACCACUGCCCCCCAGCAGACACUCGGGUAACCGUAUCCAUCGUCCCCAAGGAGAACCAAGAGCUGACGAUCAAGAUCGGGUUCAUAGCAGAUCAUCAAAACCAGACUAUGGUGUUACAAGAGAACCAGCCCCCCACUGUUUUAGCUGUUUUAGAGCUCCAGGGUGACAGCGGUUUUAUAGGCUCGUCUCUCGCUAUCGAGAGUGAGGGGCCUUUCACUUUGAGUCCACAGAAUGGCAAAUAUCUGCUUUCCACAUCAAAGCCCCUCGACUACGAGACGAAAAGCGAACAUUUUAUUUAUGUGGCAGCGCAGGGGAGAUUAGCGGAAGGAUCUGUGAUCACAUCUUCAAGACAGAUGAUCAAGGUGUUGGUGGCGGAUGUCAAUGAUAAUGCGCCACAAUUCUUCCAGUCUCGCCAUCAGCUGGAGGUGGAGGAAAACAACCAGCCAGGGAUGUCGCUGCUGAGGGUCGCAGCGUCAGACGCAGACAGUGGACACAACGGCAGGGUGACCUACAGGCUGGACAAACUCGCGUCUACCGUCUUUAACAUUGCCCCCGAUACCGGUCAACUGUCUGUGUCAGCGGUUCUGGAUAAGGAACAGCAGGGCGAGUACAAACUCACAGUGUUUGCACAAGAUAGCGGCUCGCCUCCCUUGGAGUCUGUGGCAAGUGUUUCCAUUCGUGUUCUGGACCAGAAUGACAAUACACCUGUUUUUCUAACCCCUCACUUCAUCUUUUUUGUCCCUGAGAAUGUACCACCGUUCACAGAGGUGGGAAGGGUCGGGGUGACGGACGCAGACGAAGGCGAGAACGGGGACACGGAGUUGCAUGUUGUAAACAGCAGAGGACCUUUUGUCGUGUAUAACCCUGAGGGGACUCUGCGCACCACCGGGAGUUUGGACCGCGAGACAGACGAUCGCUACGAACUCUACCUGCUGGCCAGCGAUCGUGGGCGUCCGUUGGCUCUGACCUCCACUGCCAGGGUGACCAUCUUUGUGCAGGACAUCAACGACAACAGGCCGAAAGUGAUCCUUCCCAGCAGCAACUCCUCGUGCCAAACUGUCUCUCCGGGAACCAUUGAAGGCACGGUAGUAACAAAGGUAUGUGCCAUCGACGAGGACUCUGGACUGAAUUCGGACAUUACCUACACUGUUGUGGCACCAGAGUCGGUGCAAAAAAGCAGCCCCUUUCGGCUGGACUCAAGGUCUGGGAACAUCACUGUGGCCCAGCAACUUCUAGAGAAAGACCUGGGGAUGCAUCACCUGUUCAUUGUGGUCAGAGAUGGGGGGAAACCAGCUCCACUUUACACCACAAUCUGGGUUAAUCUGCUGGUCAAUGACAGCGUAGCUCGCUGCAAUUUAGACAGGGUGCCCACCUGGACAGGGACAUCUGACUUGGAUCAAACCCCCUCAAAGGCCCCCGUCUGUGAGAUGGGGGACGCCAGAUCUGCUCAGCUGACACUGUUAGUGGGCCUGGGUAUGAUGCUGGUAUCCACAUGUUUCCUUGUGGCGACAGUCGUUUUAUACUUGAAACAGAAGAGAAGGAGUCUACAACUGAGCAAGAGGGGGCACAUUGAGGAGAAUGAAAUUCCACUCAGGCUCAAAAACAAAUAUCACUCUGAUGAUGAAAUUGAACAGAUUAAAGCAAGCAAUGUGUGUAAUCCUCACUUGCACUUUGUCAAGGAUGAAAUCAGACUUUGAAUUGAAUACAUUCUGAUUAUUUGAAGAAGGCGUUUUGCAUUUUGAUGAUCAAAUUCGUUAAAAUGUUCAAAUACAAGUACCCAAACAUUGUAAAACUGCAAUAUUCCGUAGAGACAAAGUUGAUCUGUCUUCCGAUAAGCCCCCUGGAAAGCAUAUAAAAAUGUGAUCUACAGUCCCAGUGCAGUAUUGAAAGUUUCCAUCAAAUACUCUCAGACAAAUGUAGAAGACUGCAGUUGGACAUUUGAUGCGUAAAGUGUAGUCUUCAUAUGAUGGAGCACGUCACAGUGAGGCAUUGUUAAAAUUAUCAUCAGGGACUAUUCUCCAUGACCCCUGCGGUGACAAGAAGAAUUAGGUAAUGGUCGCCUAAGUUGAUUGCAUCUUUCUAGGAGGGAUGGGGAGUCUAGGGCAUUUAGACACACAAAAGGGUUUAAUGUCCCUCCACUGGGGAGGUGAGGAAAGUCUCUCGAGGGGCUGCUAGGAGACUAAGAGGCGGAGCACAGCUGUGGACAGGUGAGAGGCGGGAGAGGGAAGGCACACCACCGUCUCAAGUCUCUGUCUCACACCUGUUACCCGAUAGCGCUGCUUCCCACCGACAGCGCUGGAUCGCAACCAAAAGGCAGAGGAAGGGGGAAAAAAAGGAAAAACAUACUGUACUGCACCCAGUAACUCAACCAGCUUGUGGUUUUGAUGUCAGCUGUUUGGAGUGAAAUCAAACUGUGUUGAAAGAACUAAUUACAAAAGGCAGGUGCUUCCGUGUAUAACUGUGUGUGCUGGGGAACAAUUGAGAUAUCAAAACCAGGUUAAGUGAAGCAUGAAAUAUGAAUGAGCCUGUGUUUACAAACCUGUGAACACAGUUAUGCAACGGGUGGGAGGGGGGAUAAUUGUUCUAGCUUUUACCAAAAUAAAAUGUGUUUUUUAACUUUAUCAUGCAAAUUAUUGAGUGUUCCUUUUAAGACACUGCUGUGGAAGAAAGCUGCGAGUCAAAGCCUAUAAAACACAAUGUACGACGAGCUGGUUAGUAGGUUAAGCAUGGUGCUUCUCUGUCUGACGUAGCAGGUAAAAAAUGACUACUCUAAUAGGGUUGUUGUGUGACACUAACUGCAUUAAAUUAGAUAUAACUGGUCAUAUAACAAAUUGAAGAGGCAUUUUCACCAAAGAUUUGAAGAAAAUUUUAAAUCAUAUUGGAUUCAAAACAUGUACCAAUUAGUAUGAAACUGUCGUUUAAAAAAUACGUUGACAUAAUUAAAAAUAUCUAAUAUCCUAAAAGACUAUCAUGUUUAAACAUGCGUUUUCACACAGCUGGCUUUCUAAAAAAAAAGAAACAGUAUUGUGGGAUAUAACUUGUGUGUCUGUAACUGUAGAAAAGCUUUGGCAAGAGAAAGCCUGCCAUCUGCUGGGCAGAGAUGAAGCCAAAUCCGGUUUUGUAUUUCUGGUAAUGUACCAGAGGGUGUAGCGAUGAUUCAGAGGACAGUCUCUCACUCCGCAACAGUCAGGUCACCUGAGAUUAGUGAUGCUUCUCUGCUCUGCUCAAAGCACAUCUCAUCCUAAUCAAAUUCUUGCCUAAAGUGGAACAUUUGAUAGUGGGUUAUGGGGUUUGCAUCGGCUGACAUGGACAAAGAACGUCGACCCAAAUACCUGUGGAUUAUUUCCCUGAUUUUUUAAACACGCAUAUGACAUAACAAUUCAGCUUAAUUAAAAUAGCAGUGAUGUUUUUCUUAUCAGAGAAACUCUUUUGUAGUGACGAUGAUGAAAUAUCCCUCUUUGCCCUCAGGGUUUAAAGGGCUUUAUCACACUUGAUUAAUCCACAUAUUCAUGGUUUGUGAAUGCCACUUUAAACUAAAAAAAAAGAACAUCCCCCGACUAAAUAGACCCAUUUAAGAGAUAAAUGACAAAGCUCGUAUCAGCAUUGCCAGCUGGGAUUUUCUUAUGUUCACUUCUGUAUCUCAAACACUGCAGUAACACAGAUAGUAUCUGACAAUUUCCGAAGCCUGGAGAGCAUCACCUGAGUGUCCACAGGCUCACAUCGAUCGUGUAACUUCAGAGGGAUCGUCUUCACUGACCACAGUCAUGCAGUGUAAUUCACCACAGAGCAUCUGCGAAA